Molecule: messenger RNA, 390 nt
Organism: Penicillium roqueforti
Lineage: Eukaryota; Fungi; Ascomycota; Eurotiomycetes; Eurotiales; Aspergillaceae
Exons: 2
Coding region: 1-390 (129 amino acids)
Source: RefSeq, a predicted model, not a curated record
AUGUCAUGCAGCGAUUGCUCCACAGAAAAACCCUCCGAAAAUUCCACGUGCAAGUCUAGCCCAGACCAUGACGGCUCCCUUCUGCGAAGACCUUUUCAGUUAAUCGUUAAAUAUCUACCGGAAGGCUCCGCAUUGCUUUCAUCUUCGUGUUGUUGGCUACCAGCUGUCCUCGAUUUUCUCUUUGCGGGUUCGGUGGCCACUGCUGGCGUCGAGAAACUGCGAAAUGCUUUUCUGGCGGUUUCUAUUCUGACCCUUAUCUGGGGUGUGUGGCGCGAGGGACUCAGUCGUAGAAUGGUAUGGCGGAUUGCGAUCUGUGUCGGUUUGUCGGCUUGGGAGCAAAUGAAUCAGUGGGCAAAGGUCGAUGGCAAGGGGCAUCACAGCUGCCAUUAA